Messenger RNA from Caenorhabditis briggsae, 2469 nucleotides. The record is from RefSeq and is a predicted model, not a curated record. NCBI's taxonomy places the organism in Eukaryota, Metazoa, Nematoda, Chromadorea, Rhabditida, Rhabditidae. The coding region runs from base 1 to 2469 and encodes 822 amino acids. The transcript has 4 exons.
AUGAGAAAAAGUGUUCGGAUUAUCGUUUGGUUCACAACUUUUUGGACAGUAAUCCAUGGAAAUUCGAAUGAGCAGAAGAAGACAUUGGAUAACACAGCUCCACAACCCACCAAUCUAUCCCUCUUCGUCGAUGACAUAUCCAUACUGACCGAUUUGACAGGAGGAAUAAAAAGGCAGUCGAGACUCAUUGAGAAUUUCGUCAAAGAAACAUCCAGGUACUUUCAAGCAACAUCCAAACAAUUCGACACUUUUUACAAAACAAAGCCAGAUAUAAUCCUAAAAUAUGUAAUAGAUUUUUAUGAGGAUACAAGAACUCUAGUGUUGAAAUCCGAUUUUCAAAAAAUGCUAAGCCCAGUAAAGAUUCUAAAGUCGUUGGCAAUAGAUUCAGAGAAUCUAGGAAGAUCGAUAGAGAAGAAAACAGUUCAAGAAUACAUUUCCAAGUUUGAAACUCUGAAAAAGCACCCUCCAAAACUGGAAUUUCUUUGGCUGGAACUAAUUCCUCAACUCGAUAAAUGUCUCAAACCUCAAGGAAAUAUCACUGAAAUCGGAUUGUGUUUUGUUCGUUUAGACGUGUUGGAAAUGACUACAGUUACAGUAACCCAACAGUUUGAUAAAAUAAAAGAAGUAAGAAGGCGGUGGAAUCCAGUUCGCAAACUGAUUCAAAUCUAUGCCAGCACUUUUGAAGAUUUGGAAAUCGUCGUGAAGUCGGCUUUUGAGUUCUCAAAUAACUCGAAGACUUUCUCAGGAUUAGCUGAGUCUUUAGAAUUGGCAAAUGAGGAAUUUGAGGAAUGUGAAACUAAAAUAUCGGAGAAAAAGAGCAAAAUUGCAUAUCGGAUGGGUACUGUACUCGUUGGAUCUGAAGUCAAAGUGGAAGGAAGAACCAAAGCAUUUUUGAUGAGAUUCCCCGAAAUUUUUGUUUCAGAAUUCCUAAAAAAUCUCGCAGGAGAGAAGCAUCUAGAAAUGCUGAAAUACGGAUUUCAGCCCUACUUGAAAAUGUCUGAAACUGUACAGAAAGUUGAGGAAAUUUUAGAAGGAAACAAAUGGAAUAAAGUUGGAGCUGAUAAGAUAAGAUAUGCAAUCAGAGACAUUGAGAAAUGGACGGGACCAUUUAUAAUUCCUGAAUCUCUAUUGGAUACAGUUGACAAAUGUCUGAAGAGGUUGCCAACUGUAAAACCAGAAUUCAAUUUUGAAUUAUUCCAAAGUGCGCUCAAUCAAACUAAGACAAUGAUCUAUGAAAUGCGAAAAUUCGUAAUUCUUGUUGAUGAAAUAGUUUCAAAACAAAAUGAGAUUAUGCUGGCAUUACGAACUUUGAAAGAGACAUUCGAUGGAUGGGAAAUCAGAGAUAAUGUUAGAACAUUCAAGUCCUAUAUGGAAAACAUAUGGAACGAGAAUGGAACUGAACCAAUUAAAAAUAUCAGUUCCUAUGCUAAACUCAUAGAAUCCGCGAGGAACUUCUCGAAAACCAAUAAUAUAGCAGAAAUGAUUUCCCAACAUCCGGAUAUCAAUAUAUUCAUGGAAAUUCUAGAACAAUUUGACAUCAAACGAGUUCUAGAUGUCUCUGAAUGUCUUUCUGAAAGGAAUUUUCAUCUAGGGCACGUGGAUAAAAUUCUGGAAGGUGCUGAAAAUAUGAAGAUCUUCCGGUAUAAUGUGAACGAUGAGGAUAUAAAACUCACCAAAGCAUAUAUGGCUGAAAUAUCUGAAAUUCUCAGAAUUCUGGAAGAAACUGAUAGUGUGAUAAGAAAGAAGACGUUAAGUGAGGAAACCAGGAAAUUAAAUAGUUUCGAUCGUUCCGAAAAAGUUAAUACAAAUCUUGGAGAGGCUAGAGAUGCCAUGAAACGAAUUUCAAUGGUAACCGAUCAAAUGUCAGGAGUAACGCAUUUCAUAGUACCAACUGAUACAAACGGACUAUUUGAAUCUGAUGAUUUUGGAUACGUGAUGUGUGUAUUUCUGCCGACUUUACUAAUGAAACAACAAUGGAUGAAUGAGUGUCUUGAGAAGACAUCCAACUUUCGAAACGAUUACAAAUUCCGAAUCGAAAAAAUCAAGUACGGUGGAGUGGUGUAUGAAGCAGUUCUCAAAUGGGCCACAUGGAUUCACAAACAGAAUAUUCCAUUUCUCUAUGGAGUACAUAUCCACGUGGCGAUUCCAGGAAUGUCCAAGAAUGAGAUGAUUCAGUUGAGACAGUUGGUUGAAAUGCAUGGAGCCACAUGGUCCGAUGAGAUGUUGGUGAAGGAGAACUUCAAUUUAGGAUCACACCCAUUUCAUCAUUUUAAUCUAGGUCCACUUUUCAUUAUUCACGAUGGAAAGAAGAACUUCCUCAAACAGUUCCAAAGUGACACCGACAAAAUGUUCACAUUGAUGACGUUCCCAGAAUUCGUUGGAUUCAUGCUGAAACUGGAGUGUCAUUAUGAUAACGAGAGGAAAAUGCCGAUUCCAGUAACUUUUAAUCUGGAAAAUAGUGAAUUAUAA